UGACGUAAGAUAAUGCUGCCACGCGUCGGAACUCCGCUGCCUGGAGGACCACAGGGCUCGAGUGACACGCGGGAGGGAACGCAGCGGUCAUCCGGGGCCAACUCCAGGAAUCAUGCAUUUGUUGCUCAGAUUAAUCGUUUUCUUUUACGUGUGGGGCAUUUUUACUGCUCAGGGACAAAAGGAAGAGGAGCGCACAGAGGAAGUGAAAAUAGAAGUUGUGCAUCGUCCAGAAAACUGUUCUAAGACUAGCAAGAAGGGAGACCUGCUAAAUGCCCAUUAUGACGGCUACCUGGCUAAAGAUGGCACGAAAUUCUACUGCAGCCGGACACAAAAUGAAGGCCACCCCAAAUGGUUUGUUCUUGGUGUUGGGCAAGUCAUAAAAGGCCUAGACAUUGCUAUGAUGGAUAUGUGCCCUGGAGAGAAGCGAAAAGUGAUAAUACCCCCUUCAUUUGCAUAUGGAAAAGAAGGCUAUGCAGAAGGCAAGAUUCCACCUGAUGCAACAUUGAUUUUUGAGAUUGAACUUUAUGCUGUGACGAAAGGACCACGAAGUAUUGAAACGUUUAAGCAGAUAGAUACAGACAAUGACAGGCAACUCUCCAAGACCGAGAUAGAUCAGUACCUGAAAAAGGACUUUGAAAAAGAUGAUAAGCCACGUGACAAGUCAUAUCAGAAUGCAGUUUUAGAAGAUAUUUUUAAGAAGAAUGACCAUGAUGGUGAUGGCUUCAUUUCUCCCAAGGAAUACAAUGUAUAUCAACAUGAUGAACUAUAGCAUAUUUUUAUUUCUCAAUUUUCUUAGCUGCUUACUGUACUUUAUAUAUAAAACAAAGUCACUUUCUCCAAGUUGUAUUUUCUACUUUAUCCCAUGAGAACAUAUUUUGAUCUCAAUACAUGUAACUUUGGAAUAAAAGUGAGGCUAUUUUGCAAAUUUAAUUCUGUAAACGUGAGUUGCAGCACCAUGAAACUGACCUGUGUGUCCCAGUGGGCAAUUUUCCUGCUUCAAGAGAUAGGAGGACAUCUAUGGCAAAAUCUACAAAACUCUUCCCAACUCUAACCUAACAACAUGUGCACAUGUUGUAAGUAACCAUUUUCUAAUGUUUUAAAUGUUAAAAUGCCCGUAUUUUUAAAUUUUUCAAUAGGGACCAAGGAAUUAACAUUUCACUGUUUAUACCUCUCGUACCAUACGAGUAGGUAGUAGUAUGUAAAAAGCAUAGAACUGAAGAGUCUAGUUUUGGUGUGCAUGCAGGAAAAUAUAAGUUGUAUAAAACCCUGUCCCACAGAGAGCCUCAACACGGUCUCUGUACUUUUUGGUGCAAGCUUCUGACUUUAUAUAUUUGUUCCAAUGGGGAAUUGUUAAAGAUGUUUGAUCAAAUCGUGCCUCGUAUAGCGGACAUAAUACAGUCUGGACUGCUCUGAGUCUGGUACUCCUUUAGACAUCAGGAUAAAUGUGCUACUCCUCUUCCUUCUCAUAGGCUUUUAUAUUUACCAUCCCUAACUUUUUGUCUUGAUUUUAAAUUGAUAUCAUGGUAUUGCUUAGUUUUCAGUUCCUUCUCUCUAGUAUCUCUAUCCUAUGUCACUUCAUUUCACAAUGAUUUUGUUAUUAAUCAUGAGUGAACAUUACAAACUGACAUGCCAUUAAAUUUUUGAUAAAAGUAUAGAAUUUAUUUUCCACGAGGAUACAUGAGAAUAUCAAAUAAUAGAAAUGAGGAUUCAUAAUUAUCUCUCAGAACUAUAUGUUAAAUAAAUGUUUUAAACAUUUUCAAA
Messenger RNA from Myotis davidii, 1761 nucleotides. RefSeq names its product FK506 binding protein 7 (gene FKBP7). Gene Ontology annotation, molecular function: peptidyl-prolyl cis-trans isomerase activity; calcium ion binding. The record is from RefSeq and is a predicted model, not a curated record. Bases 113 to 769 code for a protein of 218 amino acids. Lineage: Eukaryota; Metazoa; Chordata; Mammalia; Chiroptera; Vespertilionidae. The transcript is spliced from 4 exons.